This is a messenger RNA of Theobroma umbraticum, 915 nucleotides long. RefSeq names its product V-type proton ATPase 16 kDa proteolipid subunit. Gene Ontology annotation, cellular component: proton-transporting V-type ATPase, V0 domain. The record is from RefSeq and is a predicted model, not a curated record. NCBI's taxonomy places the organism in Eukaryota, Viridiplantae, Streptophyta, Magnoliopsida, Malvales, Malvaceae. Gene Ontology annotation, molecular function: proton-transporting ATPase activity, rotational mechanism. Gene Ontology annotation, biological process: proton transmembrane transport.
UUUUUCCAGGGGAGAGGAGAAGACUCGACGCAAUUCGUAGCUCUCUCCAAACAGAUUUUUUUUUUUUUUGAAGUAGUUAUUAUAUUUUCAGGAGCAAACGUUACAUUCUCAGAUCCGAUCCAUUACUAUCUUCGGAAAGAUGUCUUCAACAUUCAGCGGCGAUGAAACUGCUCCUUUCUUCGGCUUCCUGGGGGCCGCUGCUGCCCUUGUUUUCUCCUGUAUGGGAGCCGCUUAUGGGACCGCGAAGAGUGGGGUUGGGGUAGCGUCGAUGGGGGUGAUGAGGCCGGAGCUGGUGAUGAAGUCGAUCGUUCCCGUAGUUAUGGCUGGUGUGCUCGGUAUUUAUGGCCUGAUUAUUGCUGUUAUUAUUAGUACCGGAAUUAAUCCCAAGGCUAAGUCUUAUUACCUUUUCGAUGGAUACGCGCAUCUGUCUUCUGGUCUCGCUUGUGGCCUCGCUGGUCUUUCCGCUGGUAUGGCUAUCGGGAUCGUCGGUGAUGCUGGCGUUAGAGCUAAUGCACAGCAGCCAAAGCUUUUCGUCGGGAUGAUCCUCAUUCUCAUCUUUGCUGAGGCAUUGGCACUAUAUGGUUUGAUUGUCGGCAUUAUUCUCUCUUCCAGAGCUGGUCAAUCAAGAGCCGAGUGAAAGAUGGCCUAGCUACUGACUGCAUGGUUGGUUGUGGUUCCUGCGGAAUUGUUUCAUAUAUUUUUCUUUUCUUUUCUUCUGCUGGUGAGAAGCUUAUUGGUUUUGCUCAGGUGUCGACUGUUUCUACAGAUUUGAGAAAUUUGCAGUGGCUGAUGAUAGAUUAGAAAUUUAUAUUAGUUGGCUCAAUAAAGUUUGUAAACUUUGUUUCAUUAUUAAAUUAUGUACUUUUGGGUCCAAUUCAAACCUUGUAGAAUCACUACUUGCAUUUCUUUCUUUUU